This is a messenger RNA of Ceratosolen solmsi marchali, 1851 nucleotides long. It is a transcript of the gene vret, whose product is annotated as vreteno. NCBI's taxonomy places the organism in Eukaryota, Metazoa, Arthropoda, Insecta, Hymenoptera, Agaonidae. The record is from RefSeq and is a predicted model, not a curated record. The transcript is spliced from 10 exons. Bases 349 to 1851 code for a protein of 500 amino acids.
AUAUAAAUACUAUAAAAUUUAUGGACAGUAAUAAUAACAUUAAUAUCGUUAACCAAUUACCGGAACAACACCGGCUUAUCGCAUAAUUACACACCUGUAGAUUACAGCGAUAUCCAGUAUACAUUAUAUUGAAUUAUUAGCCCAACCUAAUUACUACUUGCAAUUAUUGCGAGUUAUGAAGGCUUUGUAUAUGGGCCAACAAAACAAAAAUGAACCUACACAAUCUAUUCAUUUAGUUAAUUCAAAUUGUUCUUCUACGCAAUCCCAGCCAAACAUAUCUGAUGAUGAUUUAUUAUAUGCAGUACCAACUAAUUCGGCAACAUUUAAUUCUUAUGAGUCUCUAGAGGUAUGGUUAAAAUAUUUAAAGAUGGUCGCAGACAUAUUUCAUCUGGAAGGAGUGCAGUAUUUUAUCAUUUACCUGAUCCACAUAAUAAUAUUGCAACAUAUAUCCAUUCUGUUUAUGAAAAACGAGAGAAAGAUUUUUAUGAAUAUUAUACAGAAGAUAUCGAAAUUGAAACAGAAAAUUGUAAAAUUUGUUCAACCCCCACGAUUUACAAUUGCCAGAAAUGUAACAUAACAUUUUAUUGUAGUAAAUCAUGUCAAAUAAAGGAUUGGCCAAAACAUAAACUGAAAUGUCAGUCAAUUCCAUUAUUGAUUAAAAAACAAAUUAAUGCAUCUUCUACACAAAAUAUUAGUGAAGUUGACAUUCAAGAAGAUUGGGCCCAAGAACAAGUAAAAACUCUUCGUCAUCCAAAACAACGAAUUCCACAACCUGUUUGUAUAAAUGAAAAUUUAUACAAUCAAACAAAUUUUCAACAUCAGCAAAGUAAUGAAGGAACACUUAACUGCUAUAAGGAUGUUCAAGAUAGAGAUAGUGCUUCUAUGCAAUCGAUGAAUGUCAUUAAUAAUAAAUCUAUUAUAAUGAAAGAUCAAUCUGUAUCCAUCCAAAAUAAAAUGAAUGAUCAUAUAGUUGACCAGAUGUCAAAUUGCAAGCUAAAUAGUAAUUCAUUAGUAGAACAUUGGAUUACAGAACACGUCAAGAAUGAUGACAUUGCAAUCGCAAAGCUCGCAAAAUUACCGACAAUCAUGGAUGUUUUGAAAGUUGAUGAAAUAGGACUAAUUUUAUUUCACGCAAGAAUAAGUAAACGUCAAUAUAAUAUAACUCUGGUUCCAGACAGGUUUUUAGAAGACUUUCGAAAUUUGUUGGAUAAUUUAAAAAAACAUUGUCUGGAAGAACUGUCAAAAAAUUCCAAUUUCAGACCUGAAGUAGGCGAUUUAAUUUGUGGUGAGAGUAAAGAAAGAAAAGAAUGGUUUCGAGGUGUAGUUUUGUCUACAAAGCCUGCUAUUAAAUUAGCCACAAUCGACGAAAGCAGAAUUUUUGUACCUAUCAACUACACGCCAAUGCCUUCGAAAUACAAUAGUAUUUGUAGUAUGGGUCUUGUUUGUGAAUUUCCUCAUGAUAACGAAAUGCUUACUGUCAUUAAAUCUAAUAUUGGUAAAUUUACAGUCGUGGAAAAAUCAAAAGAUGUCACUCGAAUUAAAAUAAAUUUGAAUGAUGUUUUAGUAUCUGUAAAUAAUGUUUUAUUAAAAACGUGGAUUCCUAAAAUAGAACAAAAAAGUUUCCAAUAUGUAUCUUUGAAAAGUGGAAAUAGACCUUUCUUUGUAGUUCCUAUUGUUGGACAAAUUGUUAUGGCUCAGUAUCAGGCUGAUAAUAAUUAUUAUCGAGCUAUCGUAACCAAAGUAAAGGGUGAAAUUAUUGUAGUAAAAUAUAUUGAUUAUGGAAAUGACGAGAUAACUACGUUAGAUAAAAUUUUUAUUUUACCAGAUGAUUUAAAAGAAGUGAGUACUUAA